Molecule: messenger RNA, 1803 nt
Organism: Symbiodinium natans
Lineage: Eukaryota; Dinophyceae; Suessiales; Symbiodiniaceae
Source: the annotation of a GenBank genome assembly
AUGGUCCAGUGCAAGCUAAGUGGAUGCAACUUUGAUGAUGCUGACGUGCUGAAGUGGUGUCACUCGGAUCUUCCCAAACUCUUGGAGGAAAGCAAUGGGCUGCAACUGAGGGAGCUGGAUUUCUCAAGAAACCGAAUCACCUCCAAAGGAGUGGAGCACCUAGUGAAAGCAAUGAAAUCGCUCAAGGUUACAGCAGCCCGGGUAAAGCUCUACGACAACUUGAUUGAGAGCAGUUCAGAGUUGGUUGACCUGAUCACGUACUCGGGGGGCGAGCUGCAGGAGCUUCACUUGUCCCACAACUUGCUUGGCACCACCUCCAUCCAGGACAUCAUCAUGGCAGUUCAUCACUGUUCCUCGGCAGGAGGUCGGUGCUAUCCACUGAGGGGAUGGCUGCCUUUGUGGCUCCGGGUAGAACGGAACCUGGCGAGCAGCGCAGACCUGGUGAGUGGGCUCCGUUUAGCCCUGGCAAAGGACGGACUGAAAUUCUGGGACGUCAUCUGCGUGGUCUCCUGGGAUGGACCCUGCAGCCCCAGAUUUUGCUAUCAAUGUGGAUGGAAUUGGCAAGCCAAGACUAAAAUGCCCGCUGUUCACUUGCUUUAUGAGCCACAAACCUGCAAGGCGCAGGCAGCCCGUGCGCCAGGUGCAAAGGCAUCAGAUGCAGGAUCCGAGCCAGCCGUGGCUAGCAGCCAGCUUCCCAUGACCGAGUUGGUAGAGGUGCCUCUUGUUUGCCAUCUUGCUUCAGAUGAAGUCGCAUCGUCAACCGGGCCAACAGCAUCUGCCACAAGAACUCCACAACUUGUGCCGACGGAAAGUCCUGACCCUCCUCCUGAGAUCUCUUUGCCUUCAGGAUGCCAGGAGACACUUGAGUUGGUCGUGCACGAGCCCAAGCAGUCACCGAGUCUCGAUGCUGUUGGCGUGCUCUGUGGUCCGAGCUGCUGGUCAGGCGACUCGCGCUCUGCUUUUCCGGUUUUUUGGCAAGCGGGCGCGGGGGCGAGCGCUUUUCAAGCCAUGUGGCAGAGAUGGGUCAGGUUGUGGGGGCAUCUGGCCAGUGCUGGGGCUGGGCCCAGAUCCUCCUUCCCUCUCCCUUUGCCCGCGCAGGUGUCUUUUCCGGUGUCCGAAGCGCCUGUGACCAAGGUUUACGAGGGCACCUUGAAAAGAUUCAGUGCAAGACAUGGGUAUGGCUUCAUCAGCAGUGCUGCGGUCAAGGCCCUCUACUCCCGUGAUGCCUUUGUUGAUGGAGCCCUCUUGCCUGCAAACGUGCAGCCUGGAGACAAGUUCCUCUUCGAGCUGACUCUGAGUGAGAAGCAGCACCCAAAAGUACUGCGCCUCUGGGGGCCACCUCGAGCCCUACGCCACUUGCCAGAGAAGCAUGGAUUGGUUGAGGUAAGUCCUGCUGAUGUUCGGUUCACGCAUGAUAGCAUCAGUCCGUUCUUUUCAUGCGGGCGUCGACUCGUCGACACAUAUGACGAGCUGGUGUCGGGCAGAACAUCCAUGGCACAGAUACCGUUGAUGGAGAUUGCCGUGAGCCAUGGCAAGCUGUGGACGCGCACGGGAAACAGACGCCUCUGGGUGUUUCGCAAGCUCUACGAAGGUGGCUUCAUAGAAACAGUUUGGGUGAAGAUCAGCUCUGAGGAGAUAGCAGCAUGGAAGUUCACCACGCAGAACGACGGGGAAGCAGUGAGAGUAAGAGAUGCGCAUGCUCUUCACCCAUGGUCAUCACCCAUUAGGAGACUGACCGUCGUUGGUUCUUGCUUCAAGGCGUCCAAAGGAGACGUUCAGGCUUGUGUGGCUGCUUUAGACUGA